This is a messenger RNA of Cicer arietinum (chickpea), 1267 nucleotides long. RefSeq names its product calcineurin B-like protein 10. The record is from RefSeq and is a predicted model, not a curated record. Lineage: Eukaryota; Viridiplantae; Streptophyta; Magnoliopsida; Fabales; Fabaceae. Gene Ontology annotation, biological process: calcium-mediated signaling. Gene Ontology annotation, molecular function: kinase binding; calcium ion binding.
AAAAUUCAUUAAAAUACAAGUAAAAUUUAAUUAACAAAAACGAACAAAGUACUGUUGUGAAACUGAUGGAGUAUGAAGUAGGCAUCGUGAUAGCUUGAGAAGUUUUGCACAUUGGUCGAUGACGAGAUUGAGAUUGAGAUUGAGAUGAGAUGAGAUAUGGACCACACUGUAUCUCUGAGAUCGAGUUUGACUUUUGGAGAAACGCUUUGUGCAGUUUUCAUUCCACUGAUCGGAAUAGCUGAAACCUUGUUUUAUAGCUUAGCCGGUUGCUUCGAUUUCCGUAGUUCAGAGCAGAAGCAGAAAGAGAAGUUCUCUUCUACAUUCGACGAUUUUCUUGCUCUCGCCAACGAUUCUCCUUUUAGUGUGAAUGAAAUAGAGGCGUUGUUUGAAUUGUACAAGAAGUUGAGUUGUUCAAUCAUUGACGAUGGACUAAUCCACAAAGAAGAGCUUACAUUGGCACUAUUGAAGACCACAGCUGGCAAGAAUCUUUUCCUUGAUAGGGUCUUUGAUCUCUUUGAUGAAAAAAAGAACGGCGUUAUAGAAUUUGAGGAGUUUGUGCAUGCUCUCAGUGUCUUUCAUCCUUAUACUUCUUUGGAAAAGAAAAUUGAUUUUGCUUUUAGAUUGUAUGACUUGAGACAGACUGGAUAUAUUGAACGAGAAGAAGUUCGACAAAUGGUGGUUGCCAUUUUGUCAGAAUGUGGCAUGGAUGUGGAAAAUGAAAUCCUUGAAACCAUUAUUGAUAAGACAUUUCAAGAUGCUGAUGCUGACAAGGAUGAUAAGAUCAGUAAAGAAGAGUGGAAAGAAUUUGUCAUUAAGAACCCAUCACUCUUAAGGCACUUGACUCUUCCUAAUCUGAAGGACAUAACCACAGUAUUUACCAGUUUCAUUUUCAACACCGGAGUUGAUGAUUCCCACUGGCAAGUCAAUGGCUAGUAAAAAACUGACAUCAAAGAGUGGAGGCUUGUUCUGGUUUGAUGCAUCUGUUGCUACUGUCCUGAGAAUUAGAUUCUGGCGAUAUUACUCUCCCAUUGAUUUCAAGUUCAAACAAAGAGUUAUUUUGAAAGUGGACAAAUCAACCAACCCUUGAGUAAAGGGGUGUUCCAAAAUCUGAUCCAAACCAAGUAAUCCGUUUAAAUUUGAUUACAUUGCAGUUUAGUGUACGACUUUGGUUUGGGGCGGUGUACAAAAUUUAAUGUACAGUUUAGAAAACCAUUUGAAUGAUUGAAAUGUGAUUUAUUUAGUAUUGAAACUAAAAUUUUGUUAGACA